This is a messenger RNA of Benincasa hispida (wax gourd), 2149 nucleotides long. Its product is annotated as S-adenosyl-L-methionine-dependent methyltransferases superfamily protein. Lineage: Eukaryota; Viridiplantae; Streptophyta; Magnoliopsida; Cucurbitales; Cucurbitaceae. The record is from RefSeq and is a predicted model, not a curated record.
ACGCUGCGUUUUAAGUUUAAAAAACCCUCUGCAGAAACCCUGGUUCCGCUCCGUGUCCUCUGUGCAACAAAAGCGACGGCCCAUAUUGGCGGCAAAGACGUUGUUGCUUAAACAGACUCGGCAACUCUCCUCGUUCAGCUCUUCGAUCUGAAGCUUAACAGUUUUGAGGGAGAGAGUAUGGCCUUGAAUGGACAACAGCCUGUGGAGCAACAGCCAGCUACUCAGAAGAUUCAGAUAUACUCUACCUCUAGUUCUGGAGUUUCUCCUUUCUGGAGAGAGAAGUAUGAAAAGGAUGCUAAGAAGUACUGGGAUAUCUUUUAUAAAAAGCAUCAAGAUCGAUUUUUCAAGGACCGACACUACCUGGACAAAGAAUGGGGCCAAUACUUUUUUGCAGAAGAAAGAAAAGUUGUUUUGGAGGUUGGCUGUGGAGCAGGAAACACUGUUUUUCCCUUGAUUGCUACAUACCCAAAUGUUUUCAUUCAUGCAUGUGAUUUCUCACCACGAGCAGUGAAUUUAGUCAAGACACAUAAAGACUUCAAUGAGAGCCGUGUUGCUGCAUUUGUUUGUGAUCUUACUGCAGAUGACGUGAGCAACCACAUUUCUCCGUCAUCAAUCGAUGUAGUAAUGAUGAUUUUUGUUUUGUCUGCAGUCUCUCCAGAGAAGAUGUCCCUGGUGUUGCAAAAUGCGAAAAAAGUUUUGAAACCAACUGGAUGUGUUCUGUUUCGUGACUAUGCAACUGGUGACCUUGCUCAGGAACGACUUGAUUGCAAAGAUCAAAAGAUCAGUGAGAACUUUUACGUUCGAGGAGAUGGAACUCGUGCUUUCUACUUCUCCAAUGAGUUUCUUACAAGUACGUUUAAAGAAAAUGGAUUUGAUGUUAAAGAACUUGAUGUAUGUUGCAAACAAGUCGAGAACAGAUCGAGGGAAUUGAUCAUGAAUAGGCGAUGGGUCCAAGCUGUGUUCAGCCUUUCAGAGUUUGCAACUCCAGAAGCUAAACUUACGGCAGGCUUUCCUGGUCAAGUGAAAACCGAGCCUAAGCCCAAGGAGAACCGUUCAGAGCUGCCUGUCAAUGAUUUUGAACUUGACUUCUCUGAGGGUGUUGCAAUUGAUAUGUUUGGAAUUCCACCUUCUCAGGAUAAUGAGAUUGUUGAGGUGGAUGUUAGAGGAUGGAAUUUCAAAAUUAAAGUUCUCUCGAGAGAGUUUCAACAUACCUGCAAAUCAACUGGUUUGAUGCUGUGGGAAUCCGCUCGGUUGAUGGCUUCUGUCCUGGCAGCAAAUCCAGCUAUAUGUGCUGGAAAGAGGGUGUUAGAGCUGGGGUGUGGCUGUGGGGGCAUCUGCUCUAUGGUUGCUGUUGGCUCUGCUAAUCUCGUCGUUGCCACUGACGGAGAUCCGAGUGCUCUUGACCUAUUAUAUCAAAACGUAACUUCAAAUCUUGAGCCGCAUUUCCUCACUAAACUAAUUACAGAGAGACUAGAGUGGGGAAAUAGCAUCCAUAUUGAAACUAUCAGAGAAUUAAGCUCAGGAGGUUUUGAUGUCAUCAUAGGGACUGAUGUCACGUAUGUUCCUGAAGCUAUUUUUCCACUGUUUUCUACUGCAAAAGAGCUGAUUUCAUCUAGCAAGGGUUCAGAACGUGCAUUGAUUCUUUGCCAUGUCCUGCGUCGAGUUGACGAGCCAACAAUUGUUUCAACUGCUCAUCGAUUCGGUUUUAGGCUGGCUGAUUCUUGGACUGCAGGAGUCUCAUCUAAGUCAUCCCAAAGCAUUGUAAGCUCUUGGUUCGCUGAUAGAGAUUGUGAUAUCCCCAGUACCGCUUUGAAUAUUAUGUACUUCCUUCCAGAUAACUGAUCAACAUACUUCUUAUCGGCCUUCUCUUUGAUACGUCAAAGGAGGGCAUAGAAUCAAAUAUGUGAAUCAAUAUGCGAAUCUGCAGUUUUUGAUAUUUAAUUGUAUUUGUACCGGAAGAUCAGUGGAUAGACUUGAGUUGAUAUUUAAGCUUUCAUAAUACGAGAGCGCAUUUAUUUGUACCAGGAAAACGGGAGAGUGGACGUGGAAUUUAUGAAACACCCCAUUGCAUUUAUGUACUGAUGAUUUUUUUUUUUUUUUUUUUUCCUUUUAAGUACAUGAAUGUGAUGAUUCAGGAUUGAAUUUUCAA